Messenger RNA from Humulus lupulus (European hop), 1128 nucleotides. RefSeq names its product B3 domain-containing transcription factor VRN1-like. The record is from RefSeq and is a predicted model, not a curated record. The transcript is spliced from 6 exons. The coding region runs from base 1 to 1128 and encodes 375 amino acids. NCBI's taxonomy places the organism in Eukaryota, Viridiplantae, Streptophyta, Magnoliopsida, Rosales, Cannabaceae. Gene Ontology annotation, molecular function: DNA binding.
AUGAAGUGGGAUUUUUCUGAUAAAGUAUGUGGAGAUUCUCCCCUACCAAGGUGGAUGGAACCUGAAUAUUUUUUAAGGAAGCAGAAGUUGAAUGCAAAAGAAAUGGCUGAAGCCCUUAAGAGAGCUAAAGGUUUUAAAUCUAAAGAUCCCUUUUUCAUGAUUUGCAUGCGACCAUCGUUUGUUGGAACUAAGCUUAAUAUGUUUAUACCAUCUGUCUUUGCAAAACAUUACCUCCUCAGUACUAGUAAGCAUCAAGAUGUGAUCCUUAAGUGCUUGCCAUACAAGUCUGUGGAGAAGUACAUUAGUAAGAAAGAAUGUGAGGUAAGGCUUUGGGUUUCGGAUGGUAGAUCUUGGUUUGUCCAAUUAAGGGUGAGGCAAAGAAAUGUGUUACCCAGAGCUGAAUUUUUAAGCCAUGGAUGGAAAGCAUUCGCACUGGACAAUAGUCUGCGAGCGGGUGAUAUUUGCACAUUUGAACUUACUAACAAUGGCAAUGAAAUUUCAUUUAAAGUUUCCAUUGUUAAGAUAGCUGAUGAUGCAUGUAACAAGCAAGUUGCAAAUAAGAGAAGAACAACUACACCAUCCAAGCGAAAGAGAAAUCCUUGUGUGAAAGUUGAAUCUUCUUUUAAUUAUGAUAAAGCCAACAUGAUUCCACAGAACCUGAUUGCAAAGAUAGAACAAGAGAAAAUUAAAGUUGAACCUUCAGACAACUUUAUGAAGCUGAUAUCUGAAGCAAAUACUGGUAAUCAAGGUACUUGUAAGAGGCCUUCAUCUUUUGGACUUAGCAGUGCUUCUGAAGCAGCCAGCCAAUUCUUCUCGAAAAAUCCUUACUUCCAAGUGAUUUUGAGAUCAAAUCACGUGCUUGGAUGUGUACUGCAUAUUCCAUGUACUUUUGGAGUGCAUUAUUUUGAGGAAAAGACACAAACUGUGAUGCUUUGGGUUGGUGAGAAAUAUUGGUAUGUGAAGUUAUUGGCUUAUAAAUCAGAUUAUAAAUUUUCUGCUGGGUGGGUUGCAUUUGCAAAAGGGAACUCUCUUCAGCCAAGAGAUGUAUGCAUCUUUGAGCUGAUUAAGAGAAAUCAAUCUGAGAUGAAAGUUUAUAUAUUUAGACAAAGUGGUUUGGCUCAAGAGUAG